This is a messenger RNA of Anolis sagrei ordinatus, 714 nucleotides long. RefSeq names its product fatty acid binding protein 2 (gene FABP2). NCBI's taxonomy places the organism in Eukaryota, Metazoa, Chordata, Lepidosauria, Squamata, Anolidae. Gene Ontology annotation, cellular component: nucleus; cytosol. The record is from RefSeq and is a predicted model, not a curated record. Gene Ontology annotation, biological process: fatty acid transport. Gene Ontology annotation, molecular function: long-chain fatty acid binding.
UGCUUUCAAGAUAAGAGAAGGCAUAUAUUUCUGGACAAAGCUGUAGUAUAACCCUGAUUGUACAGAAAAUAAAAUCACGUCUGCUUGAAUCUCCCCUAUCACAGCUGGCAGUCAUGGCAUUUGAUGGCACCUGGAAAGUGGAGAAGAGUGAAAACUAUGAGAAGUUUAUGGAAGUAAUGGGUAUUAAUUUAGUGAAGAGAAAGCUAGGAGCUCAUGACAAUCUGAAGCUCACAAUCCAACAAGAAGGAAACAAAUUCAUAAUCAAGGAGUCCAGCAACUUCCGUACCAUAGAAAUAGUGUUCAAUCUGGGAGAGACCUUUGACUAUAGCUUGGCAGAUGGAACUGAACUUCAGGGCAACUGGGACGUGAAAGAUGGGAAACUGGUUGGGACAUUCAAACGCAAAGAUAAUGGGAAGGAACUUUUAGCACUGAGAGAAAUUGUAGGAGAUGAAAUGAUACAGACAUACACCUAUGAAGGAGUUGCAGCUAAGAGAUUCUUCAAGAAAGCAUGAAAAACAGUCAGACGAAUGGCUGUCCUUUGUUUAUAGAAAGAGUAGUUUUCCCACCAAGUGCAGAGUAACUGAGUUCUACUUUUGUCCAUGUGCCAUAACAAUUCAGAUGUAUUUAUCUUUCACACCUCUAUCUGCUUAAAUAAAUGGCGUUGCUAAGGCUACAAGUAAUAUUUACUGUUUUAUAAAUGGAGAGGAAAAUAAA